AUGCCAGGAAUAGCAAGAAUCAAUCUGACGCCUCUGACCCAAAAGAUUAUUGGUUGUGUCAUCGGGGAAAACGUAACGACCGAAUAUCCAUGGGUAUACGUUAAAAAAGAGGACAUCGAAGACAAUUUAGAUCUCCACGAUGAAAGCAGUGAUUUUUUGCCGGUCCGCGAUCACAUCAGCCUUUAUCCGGAUAAAAAUAUCCUCAUCGGUUACUCGCCAACUUCCGACGAUGAAGGACAAUUUUAUAUUUGUCUUACGGAAGCCGGAAGAGACGCGGUCAUUAAAAGCAUCGAGGCAUUGAGAAUCGAUCAGGAGAAUCGAGUACGAAACGCCGUUUAUAAAAUACCUCGCACAUGGCAGGACCUCGGGAGUGGCCAAGAGGUUGACGACGCCAUAGUCAAGAAUACGAGGCCAUUAUUCGAAAUUGAGGUGGAAACGACGUUGGAUUUACUGAAGGUUCCGAUCAAGCUAACCGAUCGUAACGCCGACGAUCAACGAGACGGCUACGUCGAACUCUUGCCUUAUCGACAGAGCUUCGAUAACGUGACAAAGAAAAUCGCGUCAAAGGGCAUACAGACAGGACUUGCACUGCGUGAAAACAAUGCCCAGACCACACCGACGAUGCUCGUCAAUUCGUGGUUUCAAUAUCGUUACGACCACAAACCUAUUAACCCGAAUACCUACGACGAGGAGAAAAAAUCUGCGAUGAAAAAAUUCCUCGACAAGUACACCGACGAUUUGUGCGACGAGGCUUCACAAAAUGCCACUUGGGACAUUUACACGGACGAUUGUUCCAAACUGGUUCGUCGUGUGAGAGACACUUUGGCCCCCAUACCCAUCGCUUAUACCGAGCACCAAAGUUAUUACGAUGGAAAAUUAACCAACGACAGAGUCAUCAAUGACCUCUGCUGGCAUCCAUUCUGGACGGGUGUCGCUGUGGCUGCUUACACAGAAUAUUGCAAAAGCGAUCGUCUCACUGGGCUUUCGUCCCUCGCCGAGGUAUUACCAUCGACGGAAAUGGAAAACCAAGUGCUCGUUUGGUCGUUCAACGAUUGCUUGACACCCAAAUUGAUACUAGAAUGCUCUCGAGAAGUCACCGCAAUUUCUAUUUGUCCUCUCGAUGGAAAUGUCGUUGUGGGAGGAUGCACCAGUGGUCAAAUUGCUAUUUGGACGAUACCCGGUAAGAUCGAAGAAGUGGAAACGAUCGUGAUAAAUACAGCGGCGCAGGUCAAGUAUCGAACAGCGUUGAAACCGUUGAUGUCGUGGAUGAAAGGAUUUGCGAAUUCGUCGAUAAUUCAAGCAGCCGCAAUGUCAUCGAUGCGAUACAGUCAGAGAGGGCCGAUAACGCAAAUAGUUUGGUUUCCGGCGUACAACAGAAUCGAUAAAAACGGUAGAAUCGAAAGUUUGCCAGAGGACACGGCGAGGGAAGAGCUGAGUUGGCAAUUUGCAACGUCGAGUGAAGACGGGACCAUAGCGUUCUGGGAUUUGAGGUUGCAGCCUCCUGAGGAGAAGGAGAAAACUGGGAGCCGAAAUAAGAAAAAAAGAAAAACUAUCAAGCGUCCGGAAGCUCUUCUCCAAUCGAUUUCUCCCUUCAAAUCCUUUGACGGUCUUUUUCGUCCUUUCUAUAUGCUCGAGGUACGACGUCCGGGCGAGGAAAAACCCGUUGUCAUCACGACCAUGAGCAUUCACAAUCCCAUAUUAGAAAAAAAAUUGGACAAUCCAAAACCAAAUCCCAAAGACGAUAAUGUUGGUGUUAGAAAAUAUUACAAAUUAGAAAACUUCAAACCGGAUUACGAUCUCGAACCUUUCAUUUUCAUCGGUACGGUCGACGGCUACGUUGCGCGUUUGUCGUGGGAGGGUUACGAAUUUUCAACAGGUGUAUUCGUCAACCACGAGACCUCGAAAUUUGAGUGGCAAAAUAGUAUUCACGAUGGGCCUGUUACCCACGCUGUUAGAUCGAAAUAUCUCAAAGACGUCAUUCUCACCGUUGGUGGCAAUAUUUUUGCGGUUUGGCGUGAAGAUUUUGAAGAACCAGUUAUUUGGAAAAAGUGCAAAGUCAGAUAUACUGCCUGUUGCUGGGGCACUUUCAGGCCUACGGUUGUAAUAUUGGCACGGGUCGACGGAACUGCCGAGAUUUGGGACUUUAUCGUCAAGACUCACGAGCCAAGUUUCACUCAGGGUCUAUCGGGUCGUAUUAUAACCGGCAUAUACACUCACGAGCUUUAUCUGAAUCCUCAAUGCGUCGCUUUCUGCGACUAUAACGGUACGCUCAGAGUUUUCACCGCACCGCCCGAUCUCCUCACCUUUGAUGCUGGCGACAUUAAGUGGAUGAGAAAAUACGUCGACCGGGAAAUCGACAGAAUUCGUCAGUUCAAACGGUGGCAAAUGUCAAAAAAUGAGGCGAAUCUUGACGCCGCUGAAAAACGAAAAAGGGAGGCUGAUAUCGAGGCUGAAAAGAAGCAGCGUGAAGCAGAAGCAAAAGUCAAAAUUCCGAUGGACCAAAUGAACACGGAGAAGCUCGAAAGGACUCCGAAAAAAAGUGACAGGUCCGGUAAAUUUUUAGAAGACGCUCGACUCCAAUGGAAAGCAAUGGUGCUCGAGCGUAUGCAAAGAGUUAUACUUGAAAAGAAAGGUCUCCGAGAAGACGUUCUCGAGAGACGAAGAGCUCCGUAUUUGAAGUUACGACAGGACGCGAAGAAGAAGAAAAGAAAAAUACGUGAGAUAAUGCAACUGCAAGAUCAAAUAUUCGAGGAGACAAUGGCAUUUUUGUUCCCCGAACAGUAUUAUUACGACCGUCCAGAAACGAAAAUUAUUCAGCUGCCAGAAAUUGAUGAAACGGACGACACAACGCUCACUUUGAAGAAAGUGCUCGAAGAGUUGCCGAAGGCGAGAUUCAAGAAUCCUGAGGAGCAAAUAAUAUACGAUUUUAUGGAGACGCAGAGCGAGGCAUUGGCAGAAAUGAGGGCGAAUCCGUAUGAGCCGGAUUUCGACUGGCGCAAAGUGCUGAGCGAGGGUAAAAUGCGAAGAAAAUCAAUGGACGUCGCGUUGAAAUGGAACGCGGAACAAAACGAGCCGCAUUGGACUGAUGAAACACAAUAA
This is a messenger RNA of Venturia canescens, 3099 nucleotides long. RefSeq names its product dynein axonemal intermediate chain 3-like. The record is from RefSeq and is a predicted model, not a curated record. Gene Ontology annotation, cellular component: inner dynein arm. Lineage: Eukaryota; Metazoa; Arthropoda; Insecta; Hymenoptera; Ichneumonidae. The transcript is spliced from 10 exons. The coding region runs from base 1 to 3099 and encodes 1032 amino acids. Gene Ontology annotation, biological process: inner dynein arm assembly; cilium movement involved in cell motility. Gene Ontology annotation, molecular function: dynein light chain binding; dynein heavy chain binding.